Microthlaspi erraticum is the source of this 900-nucleotide messenger RNA. Lineage: Eukaryota; Viridiplantae; Streptophyta; Magnoliopsida; Brassicales; Brassicaceae. The record is from the annotation of a GenBank genome assembly.
AUGUGUGAGAUCGUUAGGGAUGAUGGCUCUAGCCGAAGCGGCGUGGUGCGUAAGGAAAAGAGGGCGUAUCUUCAGAGACAAUGGCCGUUGGUGGAUGUCGUAAGAGCCUUAGUUGUCGUGAUUGUGCACUGUUUGUGUCUUUUGGCGCCGUUUAACUACAAAUGGGAAGCUUUUCGGUUCGGUUUGUUGCUCUACGUUUUGACUGCAGUCAGCAUCACAUUCUCAUACCAUAGGAACUUGGCUCACCGGAGCUUCAAGGUCCCAAAAUGGAUUGAAUAUCCUUUCGCUUAUACUGCUGUGUUCGCUCUUCAGGGUGAUCCAUUGGAUUGGGUGAGCAUACAUAGGUUCCAUCACCAGUUCACAGAUUCGGACCGCGACCCACAUAGCCCUAAAGAAGGAUUUAUGUUCAGCCAUGUCUUGUGGAUAUUUGACACUGAGUAUAUCAGAUAUAAGUGUGGAGAUCGCAACAACGUGAUGGACUUGAAGAAACAAUGGUUCUAUAGGUUUCUACGAAGGACUAUUGCUCUCCACAUCUUAACGUAUUGGACCGUCCUCUAUCUCUAUGGUGGUUUACCUUACCUUACUUGCGGCGGGGGAGUUGGAGGCGUGAUCGUGUACCACAUGACAUGGCUCGUAAACUCGGCAUGCCAUGUUUUGGGUUCGAGGUCGUGGAAGACUAAAGACACAUCUCGUAACGUCUGGUGGCUAAGCUUAGUUACAAUGGGAGAGAGUUGGCACAACAAUCACCACGCGUUUGAAUCAUCGGCAAGACAAGGAUUGGAAUGGUGGCAAUUAGAUGUUACUUGGUAUCUCAUUCGAUUCUUUGAGGUUCUCGGAUUAGCGACGGAUGUGAAAUUGCCCUCAGAGUUUCAAAAACAUAAAUUGGCUCUGACUAGUUGA